This is a messenger RNA of Oryza sativa Japonica Group (Japanese rice), 1928 nucleotides long. Its product is annotated as probable serine/threonine-protein kinase PBL23. The record is from RefSeq and is a predicted model, not a curated record. Lineage: Eukaryota; Viridiplantae; Streptophyta; Magnoliopsida; Poales; Poaceae. Gene Ontology annotation, biological process: protein phosphorylation. Gene Ontology annotation, molecular function: ATP binding; protein kinase activity.
AGGCAGUCUUAAUAUAGUUGGCGUUGCCAGGCCAAGGCCGGCAUGCGGUUGGUUGUGUUUCUGGCUCAGAUUAGGAGCCAUCCAAAAAAACAGAGCACCUCUGCUUUUUGUUUUUUUCAUCGGAACAAAUAAUAAUAAUAAACUAAUAACGGACGAAUUAAUUUACCCCAUCCAUUCCAAUGGGCAAUGCCAGAAAGGUUAUUAAGCAAUCGGAUUUCCCCAUUCCAUUCGCGCGCGCGCGCCUCGCUCGUCGGCAGUUUGUACGUACGGUACAAGCUCGCCGUCCGGCGAUCAUCCUUGAUAAUCUCAAUUAAAAUUAUACAUCCCUUUGUUAUCGAUCAUCGAUCAUCAGAUUGGUGGCUGGCUGGCUAGGCCUUAUCAGUUUGGAACCGGAUGCUGGUUGAGGAGCAGAGUUGGAGGAUCAUCCCUCUGGUUCCAGGAUUCGUUCCUGUUGGCGUUGGUGGAGGGCCCAGCACACCAUAAAUAUAAUGGGCAUCUUCUGCUGCUUCCAGUCCGAGGACAGAGGAGGCGACGGGGACGGCGAUGGCGACGGAGCGCCUCCCUCGACCUCCUCUAGCGGCUGCAGCAACAGCAGCAGCAGCAGCAAGAAGAAGAAUUUAGCGUCGGAGCGGAGCCUGGGCGGGAGCAGCAGGGACAACAACAGCAACCUGGUGAACCUGGUGAACGAGAUCGUGGCAGAGUCAGUGACUUACCGGCACAAGCGCGUGGCGGACGAGAUCCUGAAGAUCGGCAAGGGGAAGGUGACGGCGCGGGCGUUCACGUACGGCGAGCUGUCGGAGGCGACGGGCGGGUUCAGGGCGGAGUCGCUGCUGGGGGAGGGAGGGUUCGGGCCGGUGUACCGGGGGAGGCUGAGCAUCAAGGGGACGGUGACGGAGGCGGCGGUGAAGCAGCUGGACCGGAACGGGAUGCAGGGGAACCGGGAGUUCCUUGUGGAGGUGCUGAUGCUGAGCCUGCUGGCGGAGCACCCAAACCUGGUGACGCUGCUGGGGUACUGCACCGACGGCGACCACCGCAUCCUGGUGUACGAGUACAUGGCCCGCGGCUCCCUGGAGGACCACCUGCUUGACCUGCCCCCUGGCGCCGCGGCUCUGGACUGGACCACUCGGAUGCGCAUCGCGCAGGGCGCCGCCCGCGGCCUUGAGCACCUGCACGACGCAGCUCGUCCCCCCGUCAUCUACCGCGACUUCAAGGCCUCCAACAUCCUCCUCGACUCCUCCUUCCAGGCCCGCCUCUCCGACUUCGGCCUCGCCAAGGUCGGCCCCGUCGGCGACAAGACCCACGUCUCCACCCGCGUCAUGGGCACCUACGGCUACUGCGCCCCCGAGUACGCUCUCACCGGCAAGCUCACCACCUGCUCCGACGUCUACAGCUUCGGCGUCGUCUUCCUCGAGAUCAUCACCGGCCGCCGCGCCAUCGACAUGGCCCGCCCUCACGAUGAGCAGAACCUCGUCCAGUGGGCCGCCCCGCGCUUCAAGGACAAGAAGCUCUUCGCCGACAUGGCCGACCCCUUGCUCCGCGGCGCCUACCCCACCAAGGGCCUCUACCAGGCCCUCGCCAUCGCCGCCAUGUGCCUCCAGGAGGACGCCACCAUGCGCCCUGCCAUCAGCGACGUCGUCACCGCGCUCGAGUACCUCACCGUCGCCGGCGCCUCCUCCGAGCCUGCCCCUCGUCCCCAGAAGCUGCAGCCGCCGGAGGACGACGACGAUGACCAACGCCCCGCCGCAUAAUCAAUCAUAUCGAUCGUCUCUCUCUCUCUCUCUCUAUACAUGUACUACCACUAUCUAUAUAAUAUGUCAUAUACUUCUACUUCACUUAUACAGUAUAUAGCUACAGUACCUACCUACAUACAUGCUAGCUUAAUUUACGCACGUAUGCAUAUACACUCGAUCGAUACGAUUGACUGUCCU